AUGGAUCAACCAAAUUUCCAAGAUUUCUUGCCGCUGAUGGCGGAGAAGCUAGGCGGCGACGGACUGCUUGGGGAACUGUGCAAUGGGUUCCGAUUAUUGAUGGACUCCGAAAAGGGGGUCAUCACAUUUGAGAGUUUGAAGAAGAAUUCUGGUUUCUUGGGGCUCCAGGAAUUGUCGGAUGAUGAUCUUUACAGCAUGCUUAAAGAAGGGGAUUUCGACGGAGAUGGCGCCUUGAAUCAGAUGGAAUUUUGUGUUUUGAUGUUCAGAUUGAGCCCCGAGUUGAUGGACCAAUCUCAGCUUUUACUGGAAGAGGCUCUUGAACAGGAGGGUUUCCAAGAUCUCAACUUUUGUUUGUAAUGAUUCGUUUUAAUUAUUUUUUUAAUUUUCCAAUUCUUGAUGGUUUUUUACGAAUUCUUGAGUUGUUAUGGAGAUGAUACCAAAUUAUAGAGAAACUGACAAAAGAAAUAAAAAGAUUCAUGGGCGUUUGAGAUA
Salvia miltiorrhiza (redroot sage) is the source of this 492-nucleotide messenger RNA. RefSeq names its product calcium-binding protein KRP1-like. Gene Ontology annotation, molecular function: calcium ion binding. The record is from RefSeq and is a predicted model, not a curated record. The transcript has a single exon. The coding region runs from base 1 to 357 and encodes 118 amino acids. NCBI's taxonomy places the organism in Eukaryota, Viridiplantae, Streptophyta, Magnoliopsida, Lamiales, Lamiaceae.